This is a messenger RNA of Selaginella moellendorffii, 789 nucleotides long. RefSeq names its product protein DMP4. The record is from RefSeq and is a predicted model, not a curated record. Lineage: Eukaryota; Viridiplantae; Streptophyta; Lycopodiopsida; Selaginellales; Selaginellaceae. Gene Ontology annotation, biological process: endomembrane system organization. The coding region runs from base 21 to 668 and encodes 215 amino acids. The transcript has a single exon.
UCCAGCGCCAGAGAGAUCUCAUGGCGGCUCCGGCAACCAGUGGAAGUUCCAGCCUCCUCAUCGCUCCUCCUAAAGCGGAAGAUCGCCAAGAACACGUAGACGAAGAUGUCAAGGAGUUUGACGACUUGAUCGCUAGAUCUCUCGCUAGCGCGCUCCGCGGAUCGGCCGACCUCGCCAACAUGCUUCCAACAGGCACGCUGCUUCUCUUCCAGACCUUGGAUCCGAUCCUCCGGCGAGCUGGGAGCUGCCAGGACAAGACUUUGAGUGCCGCCUUCCUCAUCGUUUGCAGCGUUGUGUGCUUCGUCCUCUCAUUCACGGAUAGCUUCGAGGCGCCCAAUGGGAAAGUCUACUAUGGAUUCGCGACCUUCCGCGGGAUGUGGACUCCGCAGAUCGAGCAGCCGUGCCCUGGCGUGGAUCUCUCCAAGUUUAGGAUCACUGUUGGUGAUUUCGUCCAUGCCUUUCUCACGGUUUAUGUGUUCCUCACGACCAGUGCCUUCUCCACCGAUGUUGCGAGUUGCUUCUUCACGGUCCCGGACGAGGUUGUGAGAGCCGCGCCUUCCAUCACGGCCUUCCUCGUGAGUAGUGUGUUCUUGUUAUUCCCAACAACGAGACAUGGAAUUGGAUUUCCUGUGAAGCCUCCAAAGACUACCGCAUCCUCCAAAGCAUGACCUUUAGCUGCAUUGGAAAGUUCACUCUUAUCUAAGAUAUUUGUUUCUUGAGAGCCAAUUCCAUGAUUAUAUUGAUUCAUUCAAUGUUUCAGAUAUCAAAAUAAAAUGUUCUUGUAUUAAA